AACGAGCACAGAAAAUCUAAAGACCGGCCGUAGCGGCAGUGCUGUAGACUUUAGAGUAAAAAUAACUGUACAUUAAUCAAAGACAUAAUAACAACCAGACAUAGGUAUAAACUAUCAUUUCAACAAACCAAAAUAGUAUGGAUAUUCGUUUGGCAUCUCACGUAAAAAUUUCAACCGUAAUGUACCGGUGUGACCGCAUUAUAUUAAUACCUAUCUUUAAUCUUAUAUCUAAUAUCGAUCAAUCGACCGUCUGGUGAGCAUUUUUUUUUUCAAAUCUUACAACUUUGAGUACUUUUCUGUCUACGGUUUUCUCCGUUUCGUCCCGUCUGCGGAGUAGGUAUAAUACUGUUCGGACAUUAUUAUUUAUUACACGUCAGACGAAUAGGCGCGCGAGUGCGCCCGACGACGCGUCAAUCGCUAACCAACUGUACGCCGCCAUGAACGUCGCACGGUCGCCGACGGCCGUCCGGAUGCUGCGAAACGGGCCGGCCAGCCGCGUCGUCCGCCGUCGACUUUACGCUCCGUCAUCGGGGGUCAUCGGGACGCGGUGCGACGGCAACCGCGGUCGGCUGCAGAAACCAGACUGGAACCGCGCGGUGUCCGAGGCCGAGAAGGUGGUCGGUUACCCGUCGUCGUUCCUGAGCCUCAGGUGGUUGCUGAGCGACGAGAUAGCCAACGUCGCCCUGCACCUACGCCGCAUGGUCAGCUCCAACCACCCGCUACUGAAAACGGUCAAAGGGUUGCUUAGCAACUGCCAGAGUAACAUGCAAGCUUGGGGGUUGAUCGUCCUACUCGUGUCCAAGGCGGCUGGUCAUAUAAACGUGGACAGCUCUGCGGACGAAGACAAGUCAGGCGUUUUACGCAGUCAGAGGGCGCUGGCCGAGAUCGCAGAAAUGAUCCGCACUAGCCACCUGAUGCACAACGGUCUUAUAAAUAUAUACCCAGAAAUGUUACCUAAAUCCGUCGACCACGACGACAUGAGCUUCGGCAACAAGAUUGGCUUGCUCAGCGGCGACUAUCUGCUGGCCAACUCUUUCUACGAACUGUCGAUGCUGAAAAAUCAAAACCUCAUGGAACUGAUCAGCAGUGCCCUACGCGACCUGUCCGAGGCUGAGUUCGUGGGCCGCAGAGACUCGCAAAACAAUCCACUGCCGUCGCCGUUCGAGCCGCUCGACCGAAAGCUCAGCUCGGCUCGGCUGCGGUUCAACCCUCUCCAACCGUCCGGAAAACUGCGGGGUGGCAUGCCGCUAACGCCCGCCCUACGCGACUGGACCAGGCGCAACGUACUGUCAGCCGGCAGCCUGCUGGGAAAGUCCUGUCAGGGCGCGCUCUUAUUGGCCGGCCACGGCGAACGGUUGCAGAAACAGGGCUUUUUGUUCGGUAAACAUCUGUCGCUAGCCUGGCAGGCGUAUUUAGAUUUGGAACCAUUUUUGUCUGGUUCGCCAUACUCGUUGGGAAUCUCUUUCAACCUCACUUCAGCACCAGUUAUGUUCCACCUUGAGCACGAUUCGUCAUUGUUUAAAGAAAUCGACAAGGGCAUUAAUUCUGUUCAAGACGUCGACUAUGUCAAAGUGCACGAUGUCGUUAUUAAAGGUCCAGGAAUUAAUUACACGAAACAAUUACAAAAGGAGCACUCAAAAAAAGCAAUGGAAGUAUUGAACGUUUUCGAAGAAAGUGAUGCCAGGACAGCAUUAUCCAACAUCAUUAUCGCUAUGGACCGCGAAUAAGAAAUCCUAACCGACUCAAAAUCGGUUAAACAACAUCUUAAAAUAAAACUAUAGUUUUAUGUAGGGAACUUCAUAUAUGAACAUAAGCAGAACAAAUAUAUAUUGGAGAUAGGAAAUGUAUUGAAUGUUAAAUGUGUAUAAUUAUUAAUUAUUAUAAUUACGUCUAAGGCAGUAAGGCAUCUAAGCAUUAUAUUGUUUUAAAAUCUUACAUUAAUUUAGUAAUAUGCACUUUUCUAGUUUAAACUAGUUAGCGUCUUUGCUUUAUAGAUGUCUAAUGUAAAUUUAUAUGACUUAUUUUAACUAUCCUCAAUCUACGGUUACAGUAUUAUAUAGAUAGGUCAACGCUGUGGUGCUGUGUUAGUCCCGUCAUCGCAGUUAUCGCAAUAACUUUUUUCUAACUUAUUUGUUUGAAAUCUGAAUUUGAAUGGUUGCUGUUUGUUUUAUAUUAAUAUAAGUAUACGUAUACUUAUAUUAAUGUACAUUAAUUAUGGAAUUAAUAAAAAAAUCUAUUUUAUC
Messenger RNA from Acyrthosiphon pisum (pea aphid), 2243 nucleotides. Its product is annotated as decaprenyl-diphosphate synthase subunit 2. NCBI's taxonomy places the organism in Eukaryota, Metazoa, Arthropoda, Insecta, Hemiptera, Aphididae. The transcript has 5 exons. Gene Ontology annotation, cellular component: transferase complex; mitochondrion. Gene Ontology annotation, biological process: isoprenoid biosynthetic process; ubiquinone biosynthetic process. Bases 438 to 1727 code for a protein of 429 amino acids. Gene Ontology annotation, molecular function: prenyltransferase activity. The record is from RefSeq and is a predicted model, not a curated record.